Messenger RNA from Podospora pseudopauciseta, 1782 nucleotides. RefSeq lists its product as uncharacterized. Lineage: Eukaryota; Fungi; Ascomycota; Sordariomycetes; Sordariales; Podosporaceae. The record is from RefSeq and is a predicted model, not a curated record. Gene Ontology annotation, biological process: release of sequestered calcium ion into cytosol; phosphatidylinositol-mediated signaling; lipid metabolic process. Bases 1 to 1782 code for a protein of 593 amino acids. Gene Ontology annotation, molecular function: phosphatidylinositol-4,5-bisphosphate phospholipase C activity. The transcript has a single exon.
AUGUCUGAACCCACCGAACCGUCUGCUCCCACACGCCGUCUUACUGCCAAGCUUGGCAGGCUCAACCCCUUCAAGUCGUCCAAGCGAUCCAAAGAGGAUGAGGACGAGGAAGACAUCGGCGAGGAUAUCGAUGACACCACUGUUGCAGGAGGCGGCCACUCUGCGUUUGACCAUACCCGCCAUGAUCUGAUGGUGUCGGAUGCCAUCAAGUCCUUUCUUGCUCGACAAGGUGUUUUGCCUUCAAAGGAUGACCCCGAGGGGCUAGCAACGUUGCUCGACCAGCCUAUGGUCAUACCGCCUGCGUCGGUGUUUGACAGAUCUCACCCCCUCACCGAGUACUUUAUCAGCUCCUCGCACAACACCUACCUGAGGGCCCAUCAACUGUACGGCAAAUCUGAUGCUGAUGCCUACAGGACUAUCCUGACGGCUGGGGCACGCUGUGUCGAGAUAGACGCGUGGGAUAAUCCCGAUGACCCGUCUGAGCCGAAGGUAACUCAUGGCUAUACUUUGGUUUCGAAUGUUCCUUUUCGGGAGGUUUGCGAGGUCAUUAGGAACUUUGUUGACUACCAGACGUCUGCUGGCGCAGCAGCAGCACCUAUUCUCCUGUCUCUCGAGAAUCACUGCAAUCCAAAUGGGCAGCUUCGGCUUGUUCAGAUCAUGAAGGAAGUCUUUGGUGACAGACUCUUGAGUAAAGCAGUCCGAGAAAAGGGACACGAAGAACAGUCCGAGUCGGACCCAGAAUCCCACGUGCGCCUCGAGGAGUUGGGCAACAAGAUCGCCGUCAUUGUCGAGUAUCACCUCCCCGGAGAGAUCGACACAUCCGAUUCUUCCUCUGAUUCCUCUUCUGACGAGGAGGAAGAGGCAAAAAAGGAAAGAGAGGAAUACAAAGCCCGCAAAAGGGAGACUGAAGCUGCCGUAAUCAUCCCCGAGCUGGAAGAGCUAGGCGUCUAUGCCCAGUCGGUGAAGCCAGGCGAUGAUUCAUGGUAUGCCGGCGAGGGCGUCCUCAGGAACAGGCCGCAUCACCACUUGAUCAACAUAUCGGAAGCGGGCUUGGCUCGGCAUGCCACCGACGAUGUCAACACAGCAGCAAUACAGCGGCACAACAGCAAACACCUUAUGAGGGUUUUCCCCAAAGGCACCAGAAUCUCGUCACGCAAUCUAUCACCCGUCUCAUUUUGGGCACUUGGAGCUCAAAUCCUAGCGCUAAACUGGCAGCGUUUCGACGCCAGCAUGCAGCUCAACGACGCGCUCUUUGCGGGAACGACGGGUUAUGUCCUCAAACCCAUGCAUCUUCAGCACUCGGGUGGUGGAAGAUUGGUCAAAACGAGGAAACGACUGAGGCUCCACGUGGCCGGAGCUAGUGAUGUUCCUGUUCCCAAAGGAAGGGAUUCGGUACUUAAGCCGUACGUGACGGUUUCAUUGGUGCAGAAGGAUGGCACAUCGUUGAAGCAGUCAAAGAGAAAGCAGAAGACGUCAGGUUACAAGAAGCAUGGGCUGAGAUCUGCCCUGGCUGCUCUUCACUCGAGCGAGGAGAGUCCAGCUGAGACGGAUCCGAUCUGGGAUGAAACUCUGGAAUGGGAGUUUGAAGACGACGAGCUGGUGUUUCUGCGCAUCUUUAUCAAGAGUGACGAUUCUUUUGCAAGCAAUCCCAUCUUGGCAGUUACCGCAGUACGAGUUUUGUAUGUGGUUCAGCGGGAGUGGGGAUUCCUCAGGAUGCUGGACCUAAAAGGGCACGAGACAGGUUGCACAUUGCUGGUUCGCUUUGAGAUAGAAGACUUGUAG